AUGGUGUCCAAGAAGUUAAUGGGUGUAUGGGCGUUCCUGGAUUUCUGUCUUCUCGCGGCGGGAAUAGUGGCUCUAGUCCUCUCUAUUGUCUGGAGGAAGACGGAUGUUAUGAUGAACAUGGUGCUGAGCAAUGCCGAUCUGACUGCCGGCACUGUGCUGGGCAUCGUUCUCUUGAUCACAUUUGCCCUAUCUAUUGGCGCUAUCGUCCAACCAAACCACGUCACCAUUGGUCUUGUAAUCCUUAACUGGGCUCUUAUUGCGGACGCACUCGGUAUCGUCGUCAUUGGCACAUUCGUUUGGUUCUUCACCCUCAGAGAACGCGCCAACUUCCACGACUUAUGGUUACAAGCCUCGGACCAAACGAGAAUUACCCUCCAAGACAAGCUGUCCUGUUGCGGAUACUUCAGCAGUCUAGAUAAGGCUGUCAUCGGAGGCACCCAUUGUGCCUCUGUUGAAUUCGUCCAAAGCCUAAACUUGACGCAAGAGGCCAACUUCUGCGUUUCACCAAUUACGAAGUUUGCCGACACCACACUGAAUAACAUCUUCACGACGGUUUACGGUUUCAUGGCGGUUGUCAUCUGCCUAUUCCUAGCCUCAUUAUGUGUCAUUAAGAAGAGGCAAGAAGCCGAGCGAUUCAAGAAAAUAGACGCGAAACGCGGUGGACGAGGCUUCGUCUAA
Molecule: messenger RNA, 678 nt
Organism: Pleurotus ostreatus (oyster mushroom)
Lineage: Eukaryota; Fungi; Basidiomycota; Agaricomycetes; Agaricales; Pleurotaceae
Gene: PLS1
Product: phospholipid scramblase 1
Exons: 5
Coding region: 1-678 (225 amino acids)
Source: RefSeq, a predicted model, not a curated record